AUUAUUAGAAUCGGGUUUGAGAUUCUACAAUCUCGCGAGAAGUCGGUCUUUUUGACGAGAAUCGGGUCGCGGAAACAGGAACAAUGGGUGCGUACAAAUAUAUGCAGGAAAUUUAUAGAAAGAAGCAGAGUGACAUUUUGAGAUUCCUCUUGCGUGUGCGCAGCUGGCAGUAUCGCCAGUUAUCGUCAUGCCACCGUGCACCACGACCCACUCGCCCCGAGAAAGCCCGAAAGCUGGGAUACAAAGCUAAGCAAGGUUUUGUCAUCUACCGAGUCCGUGUUCGUCGUGGAGGCAGAAAGGUCCCUGUGCCCAAGGGAAUCACCUAUGGUAAACCCACAACUAGUGGUGUGAACCAGAAGAAAUUCCAGCGAUCUCACAGAUCUAUUGCUGAGGAACGUGUUGGAAAAAAAUGUGGUGGACUGCGUGUACUGAGCUCUUAUUGGGUGGCACAGGAUUCCUCGUACAAGUUCUUCGAAGUCAUUUUGGUUGAUCCCUUCCACAAAACCAUCCGCCGUGAUCCCAAGCUUCAAUGGAUCUGCAAUCCAGUACACAAGCACAGGGAACUACGUGGUCUCACUUCUGCUGGCAAGAUGUCUCGUGGACUUGGCAAGGGACACAGAUUCACCAAGACCAUUGGAGGCUCGCGUCGUGCAGCAUGGAAGAGGAACAAUUUGACAAAAAUGCGCAGAAAGCGUUAAAGUUUUCUUUCACAUUUUUUUCCUUUUCCUUAUUUUUUCUCAUCUCUGAGUCUCUCAGGAUGAGCAAAUCUCCUUGUAAGUUUUAUUGUCUGUAGACUACGGAAUAAACAUGGAGAAUAUUA
Molecule: messenger RNA, 820 nt
Organism: Saccostrea echinata
Lineage: Eukaryota; Metazoa; Mollusca; Bivalvia; Ostreida; Ostreidae
Product: large ribosomal subunit protein eL15-like
Exons: 4
Coding region: 84-698 (204 amino acids)
Biological process (GO): cytoplasmic translation
Cellular component (GO): cytosolic large ribosomal subunit; ribosome
Molecular function (GO): RNA binding; structural constituent of ribosome
Source: RefSeq, a predicted model, not a curated record